Molecule: messenger RNA, 513 nt
Organism: Coniosporium apollinis CBS 100218
Lineage: Eukaryota; Fungi; Ascomycota; Dothideomycetes
Exons: 2
Coding region: 1-513 (170 amino acids)
Source: RefSeq, a predicted model, not a curated record
AUGGCGCCUGUUGUACCUCCCUCCAACGAAGGGGGACCUAGUUCAGACUCCUCUGACGGAGUUGUGAUAGCCGAUAUUAUCGGCAAAACACGACAUAUCAACAUCUUUGGCGGGUUCACACGAGACAUCGAUACUGUUGCAUCCCGCUUGGAGGAUGCCUCGAAGAAUACAACGGUGCUUGCGCCUGAGAAUAGCGCUAUCAUGCAGUUACCGAGGAAGCCUUGGGAAGACACCAGGGACUACGAUCAGUACGGUGCGAAUGCCUACGAUGGGUCUGAGGGCGAGGACAGGGCACACAAGAACCUGAGGCGGUUUGUCGAGGCGCAUGUUCUACCAGAGAGCCCGUGGCGGGAGAACCAGCGGGUGACCACGCUCGCUGGAAAUACCAUUUGGUUUGAGAACAGAGACGGAAGAAAAGUGAUACAACCAGGCAAUGUCGAAGUAACAAGUGUGGCCGAAACCGUUGCCAACGGCGAGGUAUGGGUGCUUAAGGGCGUCCUCAACUACGCAUAG